CUCAGUCUUCAAGGAGUCAAUAUAUCACGCACUACAGUCUGGAGAGUAUUAAGAGAAGCAGGAUACAGAAAGACCAAGCCGACGAGGAAGCCUGGACUGACACAGGAGAUGAGGAGUGCUCGUCUUAAGUGGGCGCUUGAUCAUAAGGACUGGACAUUAGAAGACUGGAAGAAUGUCAUCUGGACAGACGAGACGUCUGUUCCUGGCAGGAAGCCUCAAUGGAGAUGGACAGAGCAGACAGGCAAGCUAGUGCGUUCGUCCAAAGGCGGUAUAGACUGGUGGAGAUAUCAGAGCUGCGUUCUGAUCCCAAAGCUGAUUCCUUUCGCCAAAGAGUGCCUCCAAGAUAGGCCUCAGACCGUAGUUAUGGAGGAUAAGGCACCUGGGCACGCCCACCAGUAUCAGAACGUUGUCUAUAGUCUAUCCAACGUCGAGAGACUACUUUGGCCUGGCAACUCUCCAGACUGUAACUGUAUUGAGCCAUGCUGGUUCUACAUGAAGAGAGAGACUACAAAGAAAGGAGCUCCACAGUCAAGAACGGAGGCAACUAGAAUCUGGCUAAAUUGCUGGAGAGAUCUCCCACAAGCUAAGAUCCAAGCUUGGAUUGAGCGUAUUCUUAUACAUAUUCCAAAGAUAAUUGAGCUACAAGGUGGUAAUGAGUAUAUAGAGGGGAGA
Molecule: messenger RNA, 672 nt
Organism: Exserohilum turcica Et28A
Lineage: Eukaryota; Fungi; Ascomycota; Dothideomycetes; Pleosporales; Pleosporaceae
Exons: 2
Biological process (GO): DNA transposition; DNA integration
Molecular function (GO): DNA binding
Source: RefSeq, a predicted model, not a curated record